This is a messenger RNA of Thrips palmi, 1508 nucleotides long. Its product is annotated as lysosomal aspartic protease-like. The transcript is spliced from 9 exons. Gene Ontology annotation, biological process: cell death; proteolysis. Gene Ontology annotation, molecular function: aspartic-type endopeptidase activity. NCBI's taxonomy places the organism in Eukaryota, Metazoa, Arthropoda, Insecta, Thysanoptera, Thripidae. Gene Ontology annotation, cellular component: lysosome. The record is from RefSeq and is a predicted model, not a curated record. The coding region runs from base 79 to 1260 and encodes 393 amino acids.
GCUACUGCGGGCCGGUCGGCGUAGGUCGGCUCAGCGCAGCGCAUUCGUCUUUCAGCUGAUCAGUCAUAAACAACCACCAUGGCGGCGACGUCAGGUCUCCGUCUGCUGCUCGCCGCGGCCCUCCUGCUGGCCGUGUCCGCCGUCAACGCGGGGGACUUCGUCAGGAUUCCUUUGACGCGUGUCCAGUCUGCUCGCCGUCAGCUCCAGGAAGUUGGGACUGCAGUUCAACAACUUCGUCUUCGUUAUGGAGGACCCACGCCUGAGCCUCUUUCCAACUAUCUGGAUGCUCAGUACUAUGGUCCCAUCACCAUUGGCAACCCCCCACAGACCUUCAAAGUUGUCUUUGAUACCGGCUCUUCAAAUUUGUGGGUUCCUUCAAAGAAGUGCCAUUACACCAACAUUGCAUGCAUGCUUCACAACAAAUAUGACAGUGCCCGUUCAAACACUUAUUCCUCCAAUGGAACUAAAUUUGAAAUUCAUUAUGGCUCAGGCAGUCUCUCUGGCUAUCUCUCCACUGAUGUUGUGACUGUUGGUGGAUUGGCAGUUAAGAACCAGACUUUUGCCGAGGCCAUCAGUGAGCCAGGCCUGGCCUUUGUUGCCGCUAAAUUUGAUGGCAUCCUGGGCAUGGCUUACAAGUCCAUUGCUGUCGAUGGUGUUCUGCCUGUGUUUGACAACAUGGUCAAGCAGGGAUUAAUUCAGUCUCCUAUCUUCUCAUUCUACCUUAGCAGGGACCCUGCAGCCCCACAAGGAGGCGAAAUCAUCCUUGGUGGAUCUGACCCCAAACAUUACCAAGGAGACUUCACCUAUGUCCCAGUUGACAAGCAAACGUACUGGCAGUUCAAGAUGGACAAAGUGAAUGUUGGUGGAGGCAAGUACACUUUCUGCCAGCAAGGGUGCCAGGCCAUUGCUGACACGGGAACCUCACUUAUUGCUGGGCCUGUGCAAGAAAUUAACAAGCUGAACCAGGCUCUUGGAGGAACACCAAUCAUGGGUGGAGAAUACAUGAUUGACUGCAAGAACAUCCCAAGUCUCCCCAAGCUUGAUUUUGUCAUUGGUGGAAAAGCUUUCUCCUUGGAGGGCAAGGACUAUGUUCUGAGGGUUGCUCAAUUUGGCAAGACAAUCUGCCUUUCCGGCUUCAUGGGCAUCGAUAUUCCUGCCCCUCUAGGACCCCUUUGGAUUCUGGGUGAUGUUUUCAUCGGCAAGUUCUACACAGAAUUUGAUAUGCAGAACAACCGUCUUGGCUUUGCCGAAUCUGUUUAGAAUCCAAGUUCCAUCUUAUCUCCAGUUUCAUGUUUUUUUCCCUACUGAUUCUUUUUUUCCAUAUUUAUUAUGGAUUAGUUAUUAUUGCAAUGUAGAGCUAAGAAAGCCAUGUCAUGUUAUUUAAUUGUUUUUUUGCUAAGAAAUUGAGUAAUGAAUAAGAACAAAUGAUCCUCCUUUUAUACUAGUGAGUUUUGGAACAAGUGUCUUGUGAUACAAAUGAGUGAAAUAAAACAGCUUUUUCUUAGAUA